Molecule: messenger RNA, 439 nt
Organism: Suillus subalutaceus
Lineage: Eukaryota; Fungi; Basidiomycota; Agaricomycetes; Boletales; Suillaceae
Exons: 5
Coding region: 80-328 (82 amino acids)
Biological process (GO): double-strand break repair via homologous recombination
Cellular component (GO): Swi5-Swi2 complex; Swi5-Sfr1 complex
Source: RefSeq, a predicted model, not a curated record
AACAACGCGUUGCAUUCACGUCAUCACUUUCUGUCAUUCUGAAGUUCUACAUAUUCGUUUUGCAGGAGAGCAAAUUAUCAUGCAUGCCACGACGUCUGCCAAGAAACAAAAGGAAUACAUCGAUAAACUUCAGGCAGAAAUUGAUGUCCUACAAAAGAGGAUAGGUGAGGACGAGAGCGCCGAGGCUAUCGUAUCAAGACACAUAAACCUGUUGCAUCGUUAUAAUGAAGCCAAGGACGCUACUCAGUUAUUGAUAGGAAGGCUGGCCGCUUCGAAGGAAACCACCGUCCGGCAAAUUCAUAACGACAUGGACCUCUUAGAUGAUUAGUGACCUUUCUCUUACCCAGCCCUGUAUCUUCAAUAGUUGGCUGUCGUUUUUGUCACGCAUACGUCGCAUUUCAGCAUAGAGCUGUAUAAUUAUGUUUGUAACAAUAUCCAA